GGUCUUUUUAUACUUUUUUUCCCAGCAGGCCUAGCUUUGUGUCCCCAUCCCAGUUGCUCUUCAUCUCUCUCAGUCUGCCUCCCUGUCAGAGAUCCACUGAGCAUGCAGUGCCUGCGUCACUCCUUUCAGCAGAUGGAGAGGAGGGGGGGUUAAGAGAGAGAGGGGAGGAGGGAAGGGGAGCUGUACGUCUCUCCUGCAUCCGCGUCAACAUCACUGCCACGCCAGCCUUCGUCACCAGAAAACAACGAGGAAGAUCAUCGCACAACAGAGCUUUAAAAAAAACAAAAAACGCCAUCAGCACCAGCAGCUCCUCCUCCUCCACCUCCACCAGACGUGCAUCCGCAGAUUAGGCCGAGACGGUUCUAGUUUCGUCAGGCACAGGCAUCUAAAUCCUCCCCCAAGAAGGAGGAGCUCUCCCAGACAUGACCUGAGAGGAGAGGCAGGAAGCUGUCGGACGCUCUCUAUCAACAUGGGCAACCAGGAGGCUAAGCAGAAGAAAGCUGCAGCAGCAUCGGGUAAUGGAAGCUAUCCUUCACUGGAUGAAGGAUGGAGAGAGGGAGGAGGGGACACUACAAAGAAGGGAGGAAAGAAACUCCACUGUAAGCAUGUAGGAGGUGGAGGGGGGAUGCAUGGCACAGGACCAGGAAAGAAGAAAAACAAAUCUGAGUCCAAGUCCUCCGUUUUCUCCAUCCGGAAGAGAAAGGGCAACCUGAAAGCGAAAGGAGACGCGUGUUCGUCAGUCACAGGCUCAAAGGAGGAUGUUUUAGCCUCUCAACAUGACGAACUGGACAGCACAAAAACACCUGAAAUGUCUGCAGAUGAGCUCGGACAGUCAGACACUGAGGCUGAGAGGAAAAAGAAACCAGAGCCGGGGAAAAAGGAUGAAGAGGUACGAGAGCGGAAGCAGGAGAUGCAGCGGAAAGCCUCGACAGCAGCUACAUCUCCCACAGAGGAUGGAGGGCAGAAGGCGGGGAGCUCCGGGUCGGACACGGAUAUCUACAGCUUCCACUCAGCAGCUGACCACGAGGAUUUGCUAGCUGACAUCCAGCUCGCUAUACGGCUCCAGCACCAACAUCAGCAUGGGGGGGUUAACGUAAUUGUGGAAGAGCAGGGAGGGGGUGAAAAGGAUCCGAGCUGGGGAGGAGAGGGGAGGAGGAAGCAGAGUAAUGGGGUAGUUAAAUUAACUCCUCCUGAGGUGCUUGACCUGACUCCAGAAUUAGAACUUGGGUCUGAUGCCCUGUCAUUCCUAGAGACGGGACCUCUGUCUGGCUCUGUCAGGCACACGGACCAGCAACCGACACCACACCUCCUCUUCCACACGGAGGUGCACGAGAGGAGGGAGGAGAAGGAUGGGGUGGAGCAUCCGGAGCUAAAUGGGAAGGGGCAGAAAGAGAGAGAAGCAUCUCUUUGUGUUGCCACAGGCACAAAGGACCAGCAUGCUUGGGUGCAGCAGCCCCCUCACACAGCCAUCACCAUGGCUACUGCCGGGGGGGCAGCAGUCAGCCCAGUCACCAUGACGACCGGUGGUAACAGCUUCCCUGAUCACACAUUUGACAUUGCUGGGAAAACCACAGGGGGCACAGAGGAUGCAGGAAGUGAAGGAGAGGAGAGGGAGUCCGUGGUGGAUGUAGACCUCAGUCCUCCACCCGGAGACAGCCACCACAAAAGUCCUGAACCCACCGAAGGGCUGAGCUCAGGGAACGUGUUCGAAGAAGGUGAGGGUCAGUUGGGAUCGGGUACCAGUGCCGAGUCCCUUGAGGACUGUCUAAGCGCUGGAUCCGAAUCCAACGGCUCUGCUGCUGCUGCCGGCACCAGGGCCUCCCCCUACAAGCAUGGCAGGAGGAGCAGCGUGUGCUUCACCCCGCUGCCUCCCCAGGAGAGCCCCACACUGGCCAAACGACUCCUCAGGUCCACCCACUCCUCCACCUCCUCUAUCCCUGUGGUGAAACCUUACCCUCCCAUCUUCCCUUCCUACAUCAAGACCACCACGAGACAGCUCAGCUCCCCAGGACACUCCCCAGGCCUGUCCCCCUCCCACAGCCCCCUAUCCCCGCGCAGAGCCCACCAUCACCUCCACAGGACGAUGCUCGAGGGCCAUCAAGUCCGCAGAGAGCGGUCUCGAAGCAUCGCCGGGCCUCUGAGUCGCUCGGCCGACUGGACGGAGGAGCUCGAGAGGAGACUGAGAAGCAGAGAGGAGGAUGGAGGAGAUUCGGGGGAAUAUCUGGUGGGCUACAGAGGAGGAGGCAGCCAACCCCUCUGUGCUACCAGAAGAUCUUCCUGUGGACAGGUUUCUACCUGCGGCUUUCAGGACGUCUUCACAGGUCGAACUCUUCUGGAGAAGCUGUUCCUGCAACAGCAGCAGGAGGAGCCCGAGGAGGCUGAGAGGCUCUGCUCCAGGAUCUUGGCCAUGGGCCUCCUGUUGCCUUUCACUGACUGCUUCAGAGAGCAACUGGGAGGCAGCACUGCCCACAUCACCUCCACAGCAACAGCCAAGUUCGACGUAUGUAUUCACACCCUUUUGCGCACACCAAUUUGUACUGUGAUCUGAAAAAUGACACAUUUUCCAAUCUCAGUUACAUUUUUUAAAUCAAUGUCCAGACGCUGUUUCGAUGCCUGUAACACUCUUCACCAUGCACAUGUAUUGUUUCUUACACAUCUUCACCCGGGUCCAAACCUUUGAAUCUGCCCACUCCACCGAGUUUGAGUUGAUUGUGUUGAGGCCGAAGCCACCACUCGGGCAAAGACUCAAAAGCACAACUCAAUACAAGGAAAGUUCCGUACACAGGUAGGCAGUCAGUACAGGCAACCAAAUCCAAAUCAUGGGCGAGGCAAAAAGGCAGUUAGAGAAAAGCUAAGGAUACAGGUAACCACGCUCUCAGGGAAAUUGCUGCAACGUUAGACACGGAGGUACUUAGACGAACUGGAACAGACAAAGAGAGGCACACAGACUAAACACUCUAGGGAGGAGGAGUGAUUGGGAACAGGUGAAGCUGAUCAGGGAGGGGAAAGGUAAUCAAAAGGGCAGGAAGUGAAAAAAGUAAAACAGGAAACCCAAAAAUUACAUGAAUGUGAAAACAAGGAAAACCUAACAAAGGGAACUUGACGAGGUGUUACGAAAUGAAUUGUCUGGCACUAUGACAUGAAACAACUCCUUGUGUGAAAAAGCAAUCGAGCCAAUAAGCACCACAGGGGAACUAACCAUUAUCCAGUCAAUGCCAAACUUCUAACUAUUAUAGUGUGUUUUCAUUUCACUCCGCUCCACUCUUUUAACCCCAGCAAAACUAGUGGCUAUACGCAUCAGUUUCGAUUUGAUGUGCUGUUAGAUUCAGGCGGACACGUUGGUCUAUCUGACUUUUCAAUUACAUUUAGUGGAAUAAAGACAAAGUUAUAUAUUAGUCUUAUAUUGAAGAAAUUUAACAAUUCGCCAGUCAGUCAUGUAAAUGACAAACCCAAUUUAAACCUUUUCUUUCUGUAACUCAGGAUAAUUCUGUACAACAAAUAUUAUAACGUGAAAGAAUCAAUUCUAGAGCACAACAUGCAGUUUUGUUUGCGUACCAAUCGAAAGCCUUUUGCUUUUCUACACAAUCAAGCCUCACUUCUCAAUUUAAAGGAUCCUCUCAGCAAUGAGGUUUAUUAUCUAUGCAUACAUUUAAAUUUCAAAUUUCAAUCAACUGCUCCAACUCUAUAGUCAUAAAAUAUGAUAUAUUCAAAUGUAAAACUGAACAAUAUUUUCAUUUCCUCACACUAUUUUCUAUACUUGUUCUUUUUCUUCUGCAUCUACUAGCAUUUCUAUUAACUUCACAUUAAUAUUACUGCCAAGAUUUUUGAGUCCAGUCUGUCUUUUCUGGGGGUGAAAAUCUGUCCUGUUGUACGGAAAAGUCUUCAGCAGGAUGCUGAGGCAGGGAAGGGUGUCUACUUCCGCGGACAAACUGUACACUGCAGGGAACAACUUGAGAACAUCCAUGCAGUGUUUGAAUUACAUGUAUAAUUGUAAUACGCUCAGGAACUAUUUCUUUGUUGAAUUUCAUAACAAAUCACUUCUUUCUUUUCCUGUAUUACUACAUUUUGUGUUUGUGUUGCCCUGUCUCCGGUCCUGUUCGUGACUUUCA
Anarrhichthys ocellatus (wolf-eel) is the source of this 4109-nucleotide messenger RNA. Its product is annotated as formin-2-like. Lineage: Eukaryota; Metazoa; Chordata; Actinopteri; Perciformes; Anarhichadidae. The record is from RefSeq and is a predicted model, not a curated record. The transcript has 3 exons. Bases 470 to 2548 code for a protein of 692 amino acids.